AUGACCCUGACCAGGCAAAAGCUUCCCUGGAUGCUCCCACAGACCCUGCGCUGUCUUUAAAAGGCACACGGAGCAGCCAGAGCUGCAGAGAGCUGAGACAAACUCAGGAACCAGCAGCUGUCAGGCUGACGCUGGAGACCUCGCCCCCCGACAUGAAGGUCUCUGCAGUGCUCCUGUGUCUGCUGUUCACAGCCGCCCUCUGCAGCAUCCAGGUGUUGGCUCAGCCAGCUUCUAUUCCAACCAUCUGCUGCUUUAAAGUGACUGGAAAGAAGAUCUCCAUUCAGCGACUGCAAAGCUACAGUAAAAUCACCAGCAGCAAAUGUCCUCAGAAAGCUGUGAUAUUCAACACCAAACAGAACAAGAAAAUCUGUGCUGAUCCCCAGGAGAAGUGGGUCCAGAAUGCCAUGGAGUACCUGAACCAAAAAUCCCAAACUUUAAAGUCAUAAAUAUUCACC
Molecule: messenger RNA, 455 nt
Organism: Odocoileus virginianus texanus
Lineage: Eukaryota; Metazoa; Chordata; Mammalia; Artiodactyla; Cervidae
Product: eotaxin
Biological process (GO): immune response; eosinophil chemotaxis
Cellular component (GO): extracellular region
Molecular function (GO): chemokine activity
Source: RefSeq, a predicted model, not a curated record